CUUGUUAAACAAACAUCAUCAUGGCUCUCACUCAGCGCUUGUUUACUGAUGCUUUCCGUGAUAUGGAUCGUACCUUUGCACUGUUGGACGAUCCUGAUUUCCUAGACACGGCUCGACGUUCUUUGAGCUCCGCAAGUAACGCAGUUCAAAUGCGCCAUCCUCCUACAGAUCUGAUCGAGACAGAAUCCGAUUUUGAAUUACAUUGCGAGUUGCCUGGUUAUGACAAGAAGGAUAUUCAUAUCGAAAUGAUGGAUAAUAACACCAUUGCUAUCAGUGGUGAUGUUCAAAAAGAGAAACGGACAUCUUUAGAAGAUACAAAGAAGAAAAAGAAGAGUAACAAGAAUGAACAAGAGACGACAAACAAGUCACCCAAGUGGUGGAAAAAUGAACGAGUACACCGUAGCUUCCAAAGAACAUUCUCGCUUCCUUCGCCUGUCAAGUCUGAUGGUAUCACUGCUACCUAUGAAAAUGGUGUAUUAAAAGUGAUUGUUCCAAAACAAGGAAGAGAAACUAAACGUAUUCGAAUUGAUUAA
Molecule: messenger RNA, 533 nt
Organism: Rhizopus microsporus ATCC 52813
Lineage: Eukaryota; Fungi; Mucoromycota; Mucoromycetes; Mucorales; Rhizopodaceae
Product: HSP20-like chaperone
Exons: 1
Coding region: 21-533 (170 amino acids)
Biological process (GO): response to heat; response to salt stress; protein folding
Source: RefSeq, a predicted model, not a curated record